Haemonchus placei is the source of this 1611-nucleotide messenger RNA. The record is from the annotation of a GenBank genome assembly. NCBI's taxonomy places the organism in Eukaryota, Metazoa, Nematoda, Chromadorea, Rhabditida, Trichostrongylidae.
AAGGAGGAAAUCGAUGCUGAGGUGAGUGCUGAGAGUCUCGUACAGGAAUACAAAACCAAUGACGUUACAUUCAAAGUUAGAGCCCAGUUGAGUCGAAUCCAACGGGAAGGCAAAAGGCGACUUCUUCCAUCAAUUCUAAUGGCACAGGCUGAAAAGAAAUCUGUCCCAGAAGACUCCAAAAUAUCGAUAUUCACUCAUAGUAAAUACAAAACGGGUGUUGAUCACUCGGCUUGGAAUCGUGCCUACGCCCUUUCGGUUAUUCGGCAACUGGGGCUUCGACCAGAUGUCAUUACUGAAGCAGCUGUCGACUAUAUAAUGUCAAAUGUAAACCAAGUUGUUCGUGAUGUGCUCACUACCGCUUUGCAACUGGUAGCCCAAGGCAAAAGGAUUAAGCUAGAAGCUCGCGAUAUUGAGAACAGCAUCGACAUCCGCGGAGUUUUGAGUCCUUGCACGUCGUCUCGUGCUGCAUCCAAUACACAGUUUCAUCUCUGCGACUCUCUUAACAAGACUCUUUAUCCAAAUGACUACUUCAUGGUGGAUCUUAGAGCGAUAAUGAAUGUAACGCCACGGCGAAUGCCAUACAAGCGUCGCAUACGGAAACACUGGCUCGUAAUUGAAGGAGAACAGCCACGAGUCCCAGAAAAUCCUGUGAUUGCUCCUUCUAACACGAGCUCCGGACAAGAGGGCAUUAACACUUUUCAAUCUUCUUCGAACGAGUCGCUCAUGGAGGAUGGAAAUCGUGGGCCGAGAACAGGGAACAAGCUUGAGCAGACACUGUCGCGACCUAUUACUACCCAUUCAUUGUCCUUGGAGGUUCUACAUCUUCUGGCGUCAGAUCCCGGACUACAGUCAUUGGUGCCACGUUUUGCAGUGUUGAUAUUUGAAGGUGUUCGUUGUAAUAUAGCGGAGCAGAACCUCCCCGUUCUAAGAAAUAUACUGAGGCUUCUGAAGACGUUAAUCGACAACGUUCAAGUAAAUCUGGAUAAAUGUUUACAUGAUAUCAUUCCGGCCCUUUGUUCUUGUGUGGUAUGUCGAGAGUUGUGCCCUGAUCCAGAAGACAGGCAACAUUUCCGUUUGCGAGAAUUCGCCGCCUCCAUUUUGGCAAUGAUCUGCAAAAAAUUGAAAGCAAGUGAGCAACGAAAGGGCCGAACUGAAAUCGCAAACCAAAACGGCUCAGAGACAGGAAAAUCGCAGAGCUCAGCACAAAAGCGAUAUCCACGUUUGCCACAGCUGCCAAUGCGUGCUCCUGGCAUUAUUCGUCCUACACAUGCAUCGGUAGCAAAGCUCAGAAUGUUCAAAUAUAGCAAACGUCAUGAAAGUGGUGGAUUGUUCCGUCAGUCAACAUCAACACCAAAACCGAGCCAAUCUGGAGCAGAUACUUCUCAAUUGGUGAGCGCUCUCCAAAGUGGUCAGCAUCCUGUAAACGUGCCUCCAAACGUUCGCGUUCCGGGUGGUUCUCAAGCACCAGGACCUCUUCCUCCAGUCGUGGUGGAGCCGGCAUUCCCGCCGCGUAGACCCCCUCAAAAUAUGAUGGGAGAGCAACCAAGAGCGCAUCCAGCUGUUACCGUGGAACCUGCAUUCCCAAGGAGACCACAAGGUCCACCGCGUUGA